UUACAUGUUUCUCAAUCCCUGUCUGUUCCUACGUAUACUGAGUCACAAGACUGGGUGUCAGCUUCCCGUCACGGCCUGCUACCAAUCACCAGGAACCGAGGCCGGGCUGACUGCCUCUCUGUACACCGGCCGGCUGGCUGUCCGACUGACUGCCUGCCUGAUCGCCGUGAAGCCAGAGCCCGGAUCAUAGUGAGCAACUGAAAGCAAGAUGAAGACUCCAAUCUACGUACUGCUGUCCCUCUGUUUCAUGGUGCACCUGGAGCACUGCUGGGCUUCUAGACCAGCGAAUCCUUUUCGGCGUAUGUUCAAGGGCGUGAAAGUUUCCACCUCCACUGAAGGGGACCCUGGGCAGGCACUAUUCCUUACACCCUAUCUCGAAAGUGGAAAAAUUGAGGAAGCACGUGCAUUAAGUCUUGUUGGUGAACUUCCUGGUGCCAAUGUAAAAAGUUAUUCUGGAUAUCUAACUGUGAAUAAGACCUAUAACAGUAAUUUGUUCUUCUGGUUUUUCCCAGCUCAGGUCAGUCCAGAAACUGCUCCUGUUCUACUGUGGCUUCAAGGUGGUCCGGGAGGCACGUCUAUGUUUGGACUGUUUGUGGAGCAUGGACCUUAUGUUGUUAACCAGAACCUUACAUUAACGCAUCGAAAUUUUUCUUGGACAAAUAAGUAUUCCAUGCUUUACAUCGAUAACCCUAUUGGGACUGGCUUUAGUUUUACCGAUGAUGACCGAGGAUUUGCAGUAAAUGAAGAAGAUGUAGGAAGAGACUUGUACAGCGCACUCACUCAGUUUUUUCAAAUCUUUCCUGAGUAUCAGAAGAAUGAGUUUUACGCUACAGGAGAAUCUUAUGCAGGUAAAUAUGUUCCUGCCAUUGGCUAUUAUAUCCACACUCACAAUCCAAGUGCCAAGGUUCAAAUCAACUUCAAGGGAAUUGCCAUUGGAGACGGCCUCUGUGAUCCUGAAGUGAUGGUGGCUGGAUAUGCAGACUUCCUGUACCAAACUGGCAUGGUGGAUGAAAAUCAGAAAGCUUUUGUCCAACAGCAGACUGGUAUGGCUGUAAACUAUAUCAAACAGAAGAAGUGGAUUGAGGCUUUUGAUACCUUUGAUGCCUUAUUAAAUGGCGACCGGACAUCCUAUCCAUCCUUCUAUCAAAAUGUGACCGGAUGUACCAAUUAUUUUAACUUUCUUCAGUGUCAGGAGCCAUUAGACCAGGAAUACUUUGGUUCAUUUUUGUCACUCUCAGAAGUAAGGAAGUCUAUCCAUGUGGGAAACCUGACCUUUCAUGAUGGAUCUGAAGUUGAAAAACAUUUGCUUUCAGAUGUGAUGCAGACCAUAAAACCGUGGUUGGCUGUGCUAAUGGAUAAUUACAAGGUCCUCCUGUACAGUGGCCAGCUUGACGUUAUAGUGGCUGCACCCCUUACUGAAAGAUUCAUUCCUACAAUACCUUGGUCUAAGGUUGAAGAUUACAAAAAGGCAGCGCGAGUGUACUGGAAGAUCAGGCCUUCAGACCGGGAAGUGGCUGGAUAUGUUCGCUGUGCUGGUGAAUUUUGUCAGGUAAUUGUGAGAGGCGGCGGCCAUAUUCUUCCCUAUGACCAGCCUGAAAGAUCGUUUGUGAUGAUUGAUAGAUUUAUAAGAAACUGUAAAUCCUUGACAUGCUAAUGGGAAGGGGAAACACAUGUCCUUGGCUGAUUUUUGUCAGCAUAGCCGCUUCAGAAAUGAAAUGUCAUGUUUAACCAUCCGCACGCUGCGAAGGUCUCCUGGUGCAUAAUGGUUAAUCGCGCAAUCUCUUAUUUACUUGCUAUUUUGGGGAGCAGAGGGGAUAGCUAUUCUAUAUUUCAUGAUCAUUGUGAAUGAGGGAAAAAAUAAAAACAUUUUGUUUCGUAAUA
This is a messenger RNA of Pelobates fuscus (common spadefoot toad), 1881 nucleotides long. It is a transcript of the gene CPVL, whose product is annotated as carboxypeptidase vitellogenic like. Gene Ontology annotation, molecular function: serine-type carboxypeptidase activity. The transcript has 13 exons. Gene Ontology annotation, biological process: proteolysis. The record is from RefSeq and is a predicted model, not a curated record. Bases 209 to 1654 code for a protein of 481 amino acids. NCBI's taxonomy places the organism in Eukaryota, Metazoa, Chordata, Amphibia, Anura, Pelobatidae.